CACCCUCUUCCUUCUCGUCCUCCUCCUCCUCCUAGCCCCAGCCUCCAUCCCUCCUCCACCCAUCCAUCCAACCCGUGCUCCGUGCGCCACAGCGCGGCCAUGGUGGACUCUCCCGGCGAGGCCACGACGACGACGACGAGGAAGCCCUUCUCCGUGCCGGAGAUCACACCUCUGGACCAGUGUGACUUCAGCAGGGCUAGGAUCCGAGCGAGCGUGCGGUGGCUGCUGUGCAAGUCUUACGGAUGUGCAGAGAAUGUCCCAGUGGAGUUACGGGAACCUCUCUACAAGGACAGGUAUGAACAAGAGCACCUCAAGCCAACCGUCUCCAAACUGCUCCUCUCCCCGGAGUUCUACUGCCGAGCACAGGCCUUGCUGGCCCAGGGGCAGGGUGCCACUGUGUCGGCAUCACAGGACUCCCCGGCUGACAACUCUGCACUGCUGCAGUUCCUCACAAAGAAAGGGGUUGCCCCGAAGGUCCAGAAUGUGGAUGUCACUGAGGACGACCUCUGCCAUGUCCCCAUCAAGAUGAAAGCCCACCUAGCCAUGAUCGACUCCCUGAUGUCACUGGCUGCCAGAGAGGUGGUGAGCAGGGUCAAAAUGGCGGUGGAGGCGGAGCAGAUGGGCGUCGGGGCACCGUGGGAGAACGCACUACUCUUUUGGGUCAACAGGCUGAACCAGAAGCUGAGAGAGAGUACUGAGGAAGAAGAGCCGGCCAAGUCUCAGCCGUGUACUGACCAACAGCCUUCUCAGGAAACGCAGGGCCCGUCCAACCGCUGGUACUGGAAGCUAGUCCCCCAUGCUAUCGCUUUUUGUUUGAAGGAGUCGGGGAACAAACCGCCAGUGAUCCGCUACAGGAAGGACAAAGUGCAGUCUAAAUUGACUCCCACCUUCCCGCUGGUCACUGCGGUCAAAGACCUGUCUAAUGGCUGCGCUAUAGCUGCUGUGCUGCACUACUACUGCCCUAACGUGCUGCCUCUGGAGGAUGUUUGUCUAAAGGACACCAUGUCAGUGGCUGACAGUCUUUACAACCUUCAGCUGAUUAAAGAUUUUUGUGAGAAUAGCUUGCAGAGCUGCUGCCUUCUCCUCCUGGAGGACCUUCUCUAUGCGCCACCUGUCCUGCAUCUGAAUAUCAUGAGCUUCGUAGCCGAGCUGCUGGAGUGGUUUGAAAUCAAGAAACCGGAUUUUGUUCGACCAUUACAAGCUGUCGACCUUACAGAUGUCUCAGGUUUAGUUUUCUGUACCAGUCCAGUCAGCGGGAACAGCAACAGCGGUUCUCCCUCAUUCAUCUUCAAACAACCGUUUGUGCCCAUCUGUUCUCCGUUAUCACCAGAAAACAAAAGCUGGACCAAGAAACAGAUCAGUCGUCCUCUGUCAGCAGUGACUUUCAGCAUCCCAUUUGGGCUGGACAGUGAUGUUGAUAUUGUCAUGGGCAACCCAAUAGAUUCUGUCUUUCGCUCUGUCAGCACGGACAGCCUCAGCGCCGCCAUCCCUGCAACAACGACAUGCGUUCCGUACAGCCCCAGUGAGGACCUCAGCCACCUGGUCAGCGCCUCAGCACCGUCACUGCGGUCUUCCUGGGCGCCGCUGGGAGAGCUGCCCACCAUCGAGGAGGCGCAACAGGUGGUCCCUGCUCCUGGCACCAAAGAUCGAAAGAAAGGGAGGACUGCAGAGAAAGGUGGCAAGGGAGUGUUGGCAGCAAGGCCAGAGCCCAGAUUGUGUCCAGAGGGUGCUCCUGCUGGUUUCUUCCUGCAUUCCCCAGUGGAGGACAAUCCUCAGCUCAGUAGCUCCGCCCCCUGCUGUUCGGGAGUCAUCUACCGGCCGGUCAGUGGAGAGGCUAAUGGCGGUGUGAGCAAGGAGAGGUCAUCACGAGCUACUCAUAUGUCACGUGAUGAUGAUUCUGUACUGCGAGAUGGCAGCGUAGACUCAUCGGAAGCAUCUGACGACAUCCCCAGAAAUACCCCUGGUAAUAUUCGACCCAGCAAAGGUCACCACAGCGCCAGCAGCAGCCCACGCAUGACAAGCUUCGCAGAGCGACGAGACAGCAGAAGAAGACACCCAGUAACCACUGGGGAGGACUUGGCCACUACCCCAACCACCCCGGGGACGCCACAGACACCCUGCACUCCAGGCCAGCAGGACAGCCUGGGUCCCAGAGGUCCUGAACCGGGCUCAGAGGCCUGGGAGCUAGGUGCUCGUCUGGAGGAAAAACGCAAAAGCAUCGAAGCCCAAAAGAGACGAAUUGAAGCCAUCUUUGCCAAGCACAGACAAAGGCUCGGAAAAACAGCUUUUCUUAAAAUAAAACGAGAGCAAGGAGAGGGCGGAGGAGAGGGAUUGGAGGAGGACAAUCUCACCCUGGAGGAGCGCCUCACUCAAAUGGAGGAGCAGCUGAAAAAGGAGGAAGACAAGGAAAAGACAGAGAAUAAAGCAGACAAGGAGAAAGCCAAGCCAUCUGUCUCAAACCCACCUCGGCUAGAGAAGCAGGUCACAUUCUCAAUUGAUAGCAAGAAAGGUCAAGAGAAAGAGAAAGGAGGAGAGGCCAUCCUUGUGGAGUAUAAUGAAGUAGUUCAGAAACUGAGUGAAGCUUUGCAGUCCCUCCAGAUGGACAUGCAGAAGCUAACUGAACAGCAGCAGCAACUUCUGGGCAACCAAAGACCCAGAAACUCGUACAAAGCCACUCCAAAGUCAAAACCUAAAAGUAACUCCAAGGCACCGACCAAGAACCCUCCCCACACCCCCACAAAGACACCCCCAAGAACACCCACCAAAAGUCCUAGCAUGGGCACCAGCAAAGCCUGGAUGAUACCCACUGGUCCCAAUCCUUCCUCUGUCUCCUCACCAUCCCGCCGGACUCACGCUCUUUCUGCAUCAACGUCACCAAAAACAGUUAUCUCCUCCUCCCUUCCUGCCCCCCGUACCAGGAUCCACACCUCGUCCACGCCACGCAGUCCCAAACAUCAAUCACGACCCCAACCUCACCCACGACCCUCAGAGCUCAAGUUCCCCCCUCUUAAUCGUGUCUUGACGCCCACUCACAAUGUGGACACCCUCCCCCAUCUGCGAAGAGUGUCACCCAGCAAGUGUCAAGUGCAGACCUCGUCGUCAUUCCGCAUUGGCGGGCCUCGAACGCCUCAGGAGUCCCCCCGGCCUGUGCCACCACCUGAUGAGAGCACCUCAGACACCGGAUCCAGUGAGACACCCACCCAGUUCAGCCUGGAACUCGAGCAGGAGGAUAUUGAGGCGACCGAAGCACAGGGGGCCUUGGCAGUGCCCAUACCUCAUCACCCAAGGGUUGGCAGCAGCUCUGGACCUCCCUCUGAAUGCUCUUUUGAGAGCGAAACAUUAUCCAUUUCUGCUGCGUACGCCACAGGAAGAGAUGGAGGCAGGGCCGGAGGUGCAGGGAUUGAGAUGUCACUCUCCUCCCUCGGAGGACCACCGGGGGGCAGCGAUGAGCAAACAGAUGAGGGGCAGGACUUUUCUUCUGAUUCCAUGAGUGACCAGGUAGAAUGUGCUGCAGAGCCUGCCAUUGUCCUUGCUUCAGAUGCCACAGAACAGCUGGAUUCGGCCACAGAAGCUGGGAACUCUUCAGACCAACAAACUGAAUCCAGUGAAGACCAGGCAAAAGUGUUCACUGUGGAACAACCUGGAGAAAACGAGCUUGGAGCUAAAGGAGGCAUAGGAUUCUUCUUUAAGGAGGAUGUGCAAAACGAAGGAGAGAUGGCUCAACGCAAAGCUCUCCUUCUAGAGAGGCAGCAGAAGAGAGCAGAGGAGCUGAAGAGGAAGAGACAGUGCCAAGAACAAGAACGGGAAAAAAGACCCCCAUCUUCUGACAAGACUGCAGCCUCCCCUUCCCAUACACCUCCUGUCGGAACCAUCUCGCCUUCCCCAACCCCUCCGGCGACUCCAGCUCGCCGUGGAGAUUUCACACGUGCCGAGUAUGCACGCCGCCAACAGCUGAGGCUUAUGGACAACCUGGACAAGGUUCUACAGCAGAAACCCACCAGUCAAGGUCGAUCCCCUGUCAGGAAGACACGAGCGCGUCCUCGCAGUGUGACUAGAGAGGAGACACAGUUGUCUCUGAGCCCUGCCAAGAGAGCGACCGCCUCCAAGAUGACUAAGUCGCACUCGUCACUCAACCUGGCAGCUACAGAUGGAAACAAUGACGGCGACAAGAAAGUCCAUAGGGUCACGUCAUCUGGCAGCCGACCUGAUUCACCUUCUGGAUGUGUGACGCCGAGUCGGUUGGCCAAGCAGGAUGGAGACUGUGAAACUGGUUCCAAUGGAACCUCGCCUGCCCUGGAAUACACUGGUCCAAAGCUCUUCAAAGAACCAAGCUUCAAGUCCAACAAGUUUAUCAUUCACAAUGCUCUGUCUCGCUGUUGCCUGGCUGGGAAGGUCAACGAGAGCCAAAAGAACAAGAUAGUGGAGGAGAUGGAGAAGAGCCCUGCCAACCACUUCCUCAUCCUCUUGCGUGACUCCAGCUGCCAGUUCAGAGGUGUCUACACCACCAACCCCGACUCCCAGGAGCUUGUGCGAUUGGCUGGAGUGGGACCCAGGACAAUAAGCUCCGCCCAGGUAGAGUCCAUGUACAAGUACAGCUCGGAUCGAAAGCAGUUCAGCGCCAUCCCCUCUAAGACCAUGGGCAUGAGUGUGGAUGCCUUCACAAUCCCUGGCCACCUGUGGCACGGGGGAGGGGCAGCGGGCGGAGGCGGAGGCGCAGGUGGGGGCAGCAGGAGGACAAGCCUCACCAAGAAGGCGCUCGUUUCCAAGUGAUGGAAUUUGCAUAAAGUUGUUGUUUAGCCGGGAUUUAAGCCCGCCUUAUCCCUUCUUCUUCCAUGGAUUAUCGGAGCAAGAACUUAAUUGAUUUCACAGGAUGUCCUACACAAGUUCAUUAAGUUCAUUCUCUUACAACUUUUUUUAACCCACCCAUCAUCAACCUUCAGGGGUUGUCAGAGCAAGAUCCCCAUUUUGAGAGAAACAAUGACGGCUGAGGCAGGUGAGGUCAAAAACGGCACGUAAUUCCCCGCCCCCCCACACCUCAAGAGCCCUAUUGAUUUUGAUUGGUGCCUGACAGUUGAGGUAACAUUUUCAACUGCACCCAAGAUCACUGAGAAGCAAAGAUUAGGUCAGCUGGACGGAUGCUGAUAUUCCUUGACUGAGCUUCAAACUCUGAGGUAGUUUAAACUCAAGGUGAGAACUAUUGAUUUCACUUGGCGUCCGCACAGAUAACUCCUUCAAACCUUUAGUAUUUGCUUAUGUCGGAUCAGGAAUGGUAAUAAAUAAGGUUGUCAUUGAUGUGCAUGAAAAUGUCAGCAUCUUUUUCAUUUCCUAUACAGUCAUAAAACUUCAGUCAAAAUGCUCAUAGUCCAGCAACAUGAUAAGUGCACCCACUGGUUCCACAGUUCCUUCAGUAGAAUGUCACUUUUAUACACGCUUACAAGCUGUCAGGACGUAAAUUUUGUAAAGCAUCCUAUUGCGAAUGAUGUGUCAUAAUGAUGCAGAUUGUCACUGAAUGAUUUACUGCGUGUGAGAACCAAUAUGUAGUUUCCUGGUUGCGAAAUGAUCCUUUUUUUUACUGUACACUAUGAUAACUGAAGGUUACUAAUUGAGGAUGUCUAUCAUGGUGCUCUAUUUAAGAGUGCAUGCGAAUAAAGAUGGUGCUUUAAAAACCAACAUUCAUGUGUGGAAACAGCUACUGUAUGAUCAAGUUGCAAAAAAAAACAAAAAAAGACUCGUGGGAAGGGCGUAAGAUAAGCGAAAACACUGAGGUAAGUUUACUGUAAUGACGUAAUUUCCAGGGGGGUGGGAUCGUACACUAUAUAGCGAUCUAAUUUAUCUUAUUAUUAUUAUGUAUUGUGUAAAACUAAGACAUGAAUAACAUGAAAAAAUUAAAAGCACAAAAUGAAUGCCGACCCAUCAUCUACCAGUUCAAACCUAGAGUUUUUCCAGAGAAAACGUGUGGUACAAGGCAGUGUGCUAGCAUGAAUUAACAUGAGACAAAUGUGCGCAUUAGCACUCAAUAAGUCAUCAAAACUUACCUUCAUGCAUUCCCACAUAGUAUCAGCAUUUGACACCAAAUAUGUGGUGAAAGAAAAAAGGUAAAA
Molecule: messenger RNA, 6101 nt
Organism: Dunckerocampus dactyliophorus (ringed pipefish)
Lineage: Eukaryota; Metazoa; Chordata; Actinopteri; Syngnathiformes; Syngnathidae
Product: calmodulin-regulated spectrin-associated protein 3-like
Exons: 19
Coding region: 100-4770 (1556 amino acids)
Biological process (GO): neuron projection development; cytoplasmic microtubule organization; negative regulation of microtubule depolymerization
Cellular component (GO): microtubule minus-end
Molecular function (GO): calmodulin binding; microtubule minus-end binding; spectrin binding
Source: RefSeq, a predicted model, not a curated record